AUGGCGAAAGGUGGUAUAGUCCAUUCAUGGAAGUGGUCGGGGUUGGACUUAUAUUCCGGUGAAAUUAACAUUAGGCGGUACGUGAAACAAAUAUCGAGUGUCCCGGGUAUUUUGGAAAACAUUAGUUCUGGGCCUAAUCUUUUUGUUAAAGGAAAUGUUAAAAGUGGUCACAGUGUUUUAUUCUCGUAUGAUUGGUGGGUCUCGGACGAUAUCUUACAAAGAACGUUUCCUUUAUUAUUCGCCUUGGAAAAGAAGCGAGUUUGUGUGGUGUCCGAUCGCCUUCUCCCAUCCAGACAGCAGCUGCAGUUUUGUUGGGACCGGAAACGAGUCUCAUUCUCGGUGGAAGAGCAGGAUUGGAUUUUUGAUGCGACCAAUACGUUUCCGGUUUCAACUUUUGAGUGGUGUAACUGGGUUCCCAAGAAGGUUGGGAUGGUCGCGUGGCGUGUUUUCCAUGACAGAUUUCCAACAGCAGAUGCUUUGGCACGGCGAAACAUUCCGGUAGCCACACAGGUAUGUAGUAUUUGUGAGACAAACAUUGAAUCGAUUGAUCAUUUGUUUACGGGAUGCCCGAAGUUUAUGGAUGUGUGGCAACUUGUUUUUUCAUGGUGUCGUGUUCCGAGUUUCUUUGCCUUCCAUGCUCGUGAUUUACUAUCAUACCAUUUGACGGCAAAGAACGGGGCUCGUGUUAGGAAAGCGUUUUAUGCGGUGGUGUUGACGACUUUUUGGAGCAUAUGGAGAGCGAGGAACAAUCACGUAUUCAAUCAUAAACAAGUGUGGGUUCGGAAAAUUAUGGAGGAAAUCAAGGUCAUGAGUUACUUGUGGAUUACAAACCGUUCAAGAAUGGCGGAUAUGUCUUGGGAUUCUUGGGUAGAUUUGAUGCAAUUAAAAUGGGAUAGUUUGGGGUUUUUGUAUUUCGGCCGGAUGUAUUCGGACACAUUAUCGCAGCUGUUGGAUUUGUGCUAG
This is a messenger RNA of Helianthus annuus (common sunflower), 963 nucleotides long. RefSeq lists its product as uncharacterized. The transcript has 2 exons. NCBI's taxonomy places the organism in Eukaryota, Viridiplantae, Streptophyta, Magnoliopsida, Asterales, Asteraceae. The coding region runs from base 1 to 963 and encodes 320 amino acids. The record is from RefSeq and is a predicted model, not a curated record.